AUGCCUCGCAGAGCCCUACUCGGAAACUGGUUUGAGGAGGAAGCGUAUGAGCGAGACCGCCGGCGACUCAUGCAGGGCCGCAGCGGCGGCAUCGUGGAGGCCUCAGCCGAGCUGGCACACAUGAUGGCCAAGAUUCGGCAUCACAACGCCCCUCAUGCUAUCGCGCCGGUCGCAGAGGAUGGGUAUUUGCACUUCUACGUCCCGCUGAUGCUCCAAAACGCUCACACGUGCGGCUUUCUUAGCGUGGACCUUGACGAGCGCAAGGCCACAUCAACAGGGUGGCAGGUAGAAUGCACCACCGCCCCAGCGGAAGAGGCGACGUCGCGGUGCACCGUGGUGCUUACGCCCGCUGCGAUGCCACAGACGGAUAGCUUCCCUAUUCCUGAAGAUGAGGCGGACGUGGUGCAUUAUGGUCAGCCAUUCUAUCUGAUGACGGUGCGCGAGCUCUGCGACGAUCCGCUGUUCCUGAUGUCGGAGUUUAUUACGCCGGGGUGCGCGUCGCGGGUGACACAGAAGCUGCAGCACACGUACUUUUCUCCAGACGGCGGCAGCGCGGCGGCCAUGUGGUGCGCCGAGGAUGCGAACCCCGCCUACCAGGAAGACAUGCGUGAUCAUCCUGUCAAGGCGGAUGAUGUGAUCCGCAUUCGUCACAACAUGACAGCCGCCCCACUGGCAAGCCUGCACGAGGUCUUCAACGAUUUUGGCGCGCAGUUUGAGGUGGGCUGUGGGCGCCUUACGGCGCUAGCAACCAAGAGGCGCGGCGGCCCGCCGGCGCCGGCAAACCUGUGGAUGUUCAUUCACAAUGGUCAAGGACUUCAGCAAGAGUCUGACGAGGGUGCGGUGUGCGGUGAGGCAGAUACUCAGGAGGCCUCAGCGGGACCAUGA
This is a messenger RNA of Leishmania major strain Friedlin, 885 nucleotides long. RefSeq lists its product as hypothetical. The transcript has a single exon. The record is from RefSeq and is a predicted model, not a curated record. Gene Ontology annotation, biological process: cilium assembly. Gene Ontology annotation, cellular component: motile cilium. The coding region runs from base 1 to 885 and encodes 294 amino acids. NCBI's taxonomy places the organism in Eukaryota, Euglenozoa, Kinetoplastea, Trypanosomatida, Trypanosomatidae.